GCGACGCGGCCGCCCCGGUGCCGGGAUCAUGGCGGCGGCGGCCGAGGCGGCGGCCGAGCUGUCUCAGGCUCUGUCCCGGCCCCUCAGCAUCCUCCAGCAGCCGGACUGCAGCCGGGCGGCGCGGCUGCGGGCUCUGGAGGACAUCCGCACGCAGCUGCAGGGCCGGCCGGUGCCGGGCGCGGUGCUGCAGGAGGUGUUCGCGGCGCGGCUGCUGCGGCCGCUGUCGCGCUGCCUGGCGGGGGACGCGGCGGAGCGGUGCCGGGAGCUCGCCCUGCAGCUGCUCCGCCACGGGCUCAGCCAGGGCGAGCGGCCCUGCGAGGCCCUGCCCGUGCUGCUGCCGGCCCUGGCGCAGCGGCUGUGCCCGCCGCAGGGCGCGGAGCCCAGCGAGGAGCUGCGGCUCGGCCUGGUGCAGCUGCUGGGCCUGCUGCUGCAGCGCUGCGGCGCCUCCAUGGCCCCCUACCUCGGCGACAUCGCCCGCGUCCUCCAGGCCACCCUGCUCGACCACUACGCCGAGGUCAGGCGGGAGAGCUGCGCCUGUGCCGGGGCCUGCGCCAGGGCCAUGCCAGAGCACUUCCAUCUGCAAUCAGAGUCUCUGAUAAAACCCCUGAUGCAGACAAUCUCCCACCAACACUACAGAGUUCGUGUUGAUGUGAUUCAGGCCACUGGAGCAGUGAUACAGUUUGGGAAUGGAAAGUCUGUGGAUGAUGUCCUGUCUCAUCUGGCCCAGAGGUUAUUUGAUGAGAUUCCCAAGGUACGGCACGCUGUAACAGCUGUCAUUGGAGAAUGGUUGUUGCACCUACGAGACAGAUACUCAUAUUUUCACAAGCUGAUCCCUCUGUUACUUGGCAGCUUUACUGAUGAAAUUCCUGAAAAUACGAAACUGGCUUGCACCUACUGGGAAAAGAUAGGCUUGCAAUGGGAGAAGGAGAAUGAAGAAGAUUUGAAGGAUAAGAUGGAUUUUAGUGUUUCACCAUCUCAUUAUCCCAAAGGAGAGACUCGACCAGGACUGGGUUGUCGGGAACUUGUGUCAAGAAACCUCUACAAAAUUCUCCCAGGUCUCUGUCAUGAUAUCACAGACUGGCUUGGAAGCACAAGAAUCAAAGCAUCCCAGCUCCUGUACACAUUAUUGCUGCAUGCAGAGGAUCACAUCACCCAACACAUGGAGCUGCUGCUGAGAACUUUGUACCAAGCAUGCUCAGAUGAAGAAAGUGAAGUGGUUAAAAAUAGUGUGAAAGCAGCAGAACUGAUUGGAACGUUUGUCAGCCCUAAGGUGUCUUUGAAAUUAAUCACCCCAGCCUUUGAGCAGACCCCCAAAGCCUCCUGUGUGAUGGUUCUGGCUGCAGUGAUUCGAGGCAGCCCAAGAGAAAUCUUACAGCCUCAUGUGGCCCAGCUUGGCAACACACUGUCACAGGCUGGAGUCUGUCAGAGGGCUGAGGAGGUCUUUUAUAUGGAGCAGCUGCUUUAUUGUGUGCAAGCAUUGAUUGAAGUGUGCCAGGAAGACUGCAAAGAAAUUAGCUUGCAGCUAAUGAAAGUUUUGGUGACCAUAAUGGCAACACCAUCUUCUCAGGACCUUAAAGAAAAGGUGGAGAAAACAAUGUAUUCCUUAGCUGCAGUGCAGCAAUUGGAAAGCUUUCAUGGUCUCUACAAGCAGCACAUAAUUCAGCUGCUGGAGUGGCUUGCAGUGUCCUGUGAAGGGUGGAGCUGCUAUUCCCCAGAAGUGUUGCAGUUUGAGGUCAUCACAACCCAUUCAGGUGCUGUCAUAGGUGAAGCUCUGGAUGACUUUGUUCUGGUUCUGAGGACGUGUCUGCAGCCAAACAGAGAUCCCCAGAUGAGGUUAAAGCUCUUCACUGUUUUAUCCCAGUUGUUGCAGAAAGCAAGUGAGACCAUCAAUUCUCAGGGGCUGUUCCCUAGCUACCUUGAGACUGUGAUAAAAGACAUCCUGGCUCCUAAUCUGCAGUGGCAUGCUGGAAGAACAGCAGCUGCCAUCCGUGCUACAGCUGUAUUGUGCCUUUGGGCUCUCAUCCACUGUGAAAUGCUUUCACCAAAAGAGAUCUUAAGAGUGAAAGAUGAGCUGAUGCCCCAAAUUAUUGCUUCCAUGGAUGAAGACUCUAAAAUUACUCGACUGAUGGCCUGUCGUAUUGUUGAUGUUUUUCUGAAAGUCUGUGGGAGGCAAUUCGAUGCAGAUAAAUUUAAGAACACUUACACAGAGGUGUUGAAGCGUCUGGACGAUGCCUCGUGCGAGGUGCGCCUGGCAGCUGCUCACACCUUGGCUAAUUGGUUUAAGUGCUUAAAGGACAGUGAUGUGAAAUCCUCAAUGGAAAAUCAUGUUGAGUUUCUGUACCAAGAGCUCUUGGUACAUCUCGAUGACCCAGAUGAAAAUCUCCAAAAAGCAGUCCUAGAAGUUUUAAAGGAAGGAAGCAUUUUAUAUCCAGAUCUGCUGGUGAGAGAAAUUGAAGGGGUUGUACACAAGCAUCAAACGCCAGUCUAUUGUAAUCAGCUGCUCCAUCACAUCCAGUCAGCCAAGGAAUCAGCUUUAUGAAUCACUGCUGAGAUUCUGUGUAGGAAACUGAUGUGAAAUCUGUAUGACUUGGAUUAUUUUUGUAUUUUUGUUUGCUUAAGAAAGGCUGAGCUGGAAAUACAUUGUUUUUUCUUUGUAAAUUCACUGUUGGUUCAUUUGAAAGUGAAACUAGCACAAUUCAAUGUUCUUUGCAGUUUGAACAGUUCUUUGUAUUUUCUAGCAAUAAAACAAUGUUUUAAUUCACUUUGCAUUGGUUUUUCAGAUACAGGGUUUAAAGAAGGGAUGUUUUUUCAGGAAUUUAAUUUUUAGAUUAUUUGACAAUGUAAUAAUUUAAUGUCAGAGUUACUAAUGUCAUACAGCAAGGAUUCAGUCUUUCAAAAAGCAUUUCACACUGGAUAAAAUCACACUUCACAGUCAGGUAUGUGGUGACCAGUUUUGUUAGGAAAAAAAACAGCCAGACUUCUCUUUCAUAAUGCAGCAAAGAGUAUAAUGUUUUGAAUAUUCAUAUUUAUGCUGAUGUAAUAGGGAAAUAGGUAGCACUAAAAGAAUGGUUUUUAUUUUUAUUGUAUUACAUUUAAUGAAUGAGUAAAGCUGAAUUUUUUAAAGAAGGUUUAUACAUGGAAAAAUGUGCUGUUUUGUCAUUUAGAUUAACAGUAUUUAUAUUUUUGUACUAAAUACAUGUCAUUUGCAGUUUUUAUGUUUACACCACUGUGCCUUGGAAAGCAAGCAACAUUUGUUUGCAUAUUGUUUUGAAAUUAAAUUCUGUGACUUUAGGUUAAAGUUUGGUUUGUUUGGGGUUUUCUUCGGUAGCUUUGUAGUGUGUAAAUUUUGGUGUCAUCUUCUAUUCUCAGCUGUGUAAUAAAAAAGGGAGCUCCUGGAUGCUGUGUA
Messenger RNA from Zonotrichia albicollis (white-throated sparrow), 3406 nucleotides. It is a transcript of the gene DNAAF5, whose product is annotated as dynein axonemal assembly factor 5. Lineage: Eukaryota; Metazoa; Chordata; Aves; Passeriformes; Passerellidae. Gene Ontology annotation, biological process: cilium movement; outer dynein arm assembly; inner dynein arm assembly. The record is from RefSeq and is a predicted model, not a curated record. Gene Ontology annotation, molecular function: dynein intermediate chain binding. Gene Ontology annotation, cellular component: cytoplasm.